This is a messenger RNA of Hyposmocoma kahamanoa, 2353 nucleotides long. RefSeq lists its product as uncharacterized. Gene Ontology annotation, cellular component: nucleus. The record is from RefSeq and is a predicted model, not a curated record. Gene Ontology annotation, molecular function: DNA binding. Bases 7 to 2145 code for a protein of 712 amino acids. The transcript is spliced from 2 exons. Lineage: Eukaryota; Metazoa; Arthropoda; Insecta; Lepidoptera; Cosmopterigidae.
GAAGAUAUGAGAAGAGCAGUAAGUGCUGUUCUUUCCGAUAGGAUGGGAUUCCUUCGAGCAUCAGCUGCAUAUGAUGUUCCAAAGUCAACAUUAGAGCGUCGCGUUCGAAAGGCUCGAAACGCAGAAAACCUUGAUACUGAUUCAGAUAAUGACUAUGGUAAGAAGAAGCUAGGACGAUACAGAACCGUUUUCACCAAAGAGCAGGAGAACGAGUUAGCAGAAUAUGUGAAGUCAAUGGAAGCUCGUCUUUUUGGCAUAACUGGAAAAGAACUUCGUGUAUUAGCUUACCAGUUAGCUGAAAAAAAUAGAAUUGAUCAUCCAUUUAGCGAGGAAACUGGAAUGGCUGGUGAAGAUUGGCUGAGUGGAUUCUUAAAAAGACAUUCCGAUCUUACUUACAGGCGGCCAGAACCAACUUCCGCUGCAAGGGCGAUGGCUUUCAAUAAAGUGACAGUAAAUGAUUUUUUCUCUUUGCUGGAAAAAGUGAUUGACCAACACAAACUUACUCCAGACAGAAUAUUUAACGUGGAUGAGACAGGAGUCAGUACUGUCCCAAAAAGUCAUUCAAGAAUAUUGUCGCUCAAGGGCCAAAAACAAGUUGGCUGCCUUUCAUCAGCAGAAAGAGGCCAAUUAGUAACUGCCGAAAUCUGCUUCAACGCUGCAGGGACUUAUGUGCCGCCAAUGUUGAUAUACGCCCGAAAACGCAUGAAAAACGAAUUGCUUGAUGACGCGCCACCUGGGUUUUGGGGGACUUGCAGUGACAACGGGUGGAUCACAUCAAAAAUAUUCCUCGACUGGUUUAAGAAAUUCGUGGUGUACUCAAAACCCACUGAAGCAAAGUCCGUUUUGUUGCUGUUGGAUGGUCACGCGUCGCACACAAAAAACAUUGACCUGAUAGAUUACGCACGGGAGCAUCAUGUGAUUUUAUUGUGUACACCUCCACACUGCGCUCAUAAAUUGCAGCCUUUAGAUGUUGCCUUUAUGAGGCCGCUGAGUAUAUACUACAGUGCAGAAGUAAAAAAAUGGUUGAAAGAGCACCCUGGUCGCGUGGUUACUGCAUACCAAGUAGCGAAGCUAUUCGGACAAGCUUAUUUACAAGCGGCAACUAUGCCGACCGCCAUAAAUGGAUUCAAAAAAUGUGGAAUAUGGCCACUGGAUAAAAACGUAUUUACAGAUGCAGACUUCAUAGCUGCCGAAACAACAAACACGGAAAACCUUACAACUGGGGACCCAAAUAUGGCAAAUAUUUCUGAAUUGACAAAUCAGCCACCAACCAGGGUCAAUCAGAACCAACCAGGGCCGUCGACAUCAGCUGUUGAGGCAGCACAACAAAGUUCAGCCACGGUCACUUAUAACGAUAAUUCACCUGAACAUGAAAUGGCUUAUCAAGUCAGGACUUUUCCAGAUGUCACAUUAUCGUCACAAAAUGAAAAUUUGAAUGAGCGUGUAUCCAGUCAACACGAGGAGCUUCAUUCCGAUCCUGUCUUGCCCUCUAACAAUAUUAAUUGUGAUAGUAAUAAUGGCACGUCGAUUUCAAAUAAAACUGCUUCUGACAGCAUCCUAUUAACACAGAAUAAUAUAGAUUCUCUUGGCCCUACCAUAAAACACCCUCGACUUUCUACUUCGAAAGAAAAAACUCCUGAGAGACAAGUUAUGGUAGCAACGACGUCUUCGUUUAUAGUGACCCCUGAAAAUAUCAUGGCUAUACCAAAGGAAAUAAGAACUCAGAAGAGGAUAACUAGAAAACGUGGAAAAACUGCAAUACUAACAGAGUCUCCAUACAAAAAUGAUCUCAUUAACGAUAUAAAUAUUAAAAAAAGUCGUAGUAGGGAAAUUAAGACUGACAAAAACAAAUCUGACAGGAAGAAGACUGAAAAAAAUAAAUCUAAUAAGAAAAAACCCGAAGUCAAGAAGCGUAAAAAGAACAAAACUAAGCUAAACAAAAUAGCAAGCGAUACCGAUACCGAAUCAUCCCAAGAUGACGAAAAUAAAGACUGCGCUUGCAUAUAUUGUGGGUAUUUAUAUUCAGAGUCAACGGAAGGUUGGGUGAUCUGUAGCGUGUGCAAGGGUUGGGCCCAUAAUUCCUGUGCUGGAGUUGACGAUGACGACGAAGAGGCACAUACUUGUGAACGUUGCUUACCUGAUUAAAAUGUUUACUCGUUUUGCCCCGUUGCGUAUCCCAUUUUGCCCCAACAAUGGGGCAAAACGGGAAAUCUGACAUGAUUACUUUUGUUCCUAUUUGCCAAAUAAAUAUUGUAAUUCAGAUCUCUCAAAACUAUAAUUAUUAAAGAUGAAUCUAUAUAUGUUCCUUUUUAUGUCAAAGAUUUACAUUAUAAUGGUUGAUUUUCAAAUUAUG